CCAGCAGCUGUGCAGAAGGCUGGGAUUUGUCUCCCUCUCUCUCCUGGGCUGAAACACUCAGUCCUGGUUGUGAUUCCUGUGAGGAACAGCAGCAGCAGGGAGUUCUGGAAGCGGCAAUGGAAAACAGCUGGCGACUCUAGCAGGGCGCCUUGCGGGCACUCGGGAAUUUUGGGGCAAGUCAGUCAGUGAGUGAGCCAUCCCUCUUUCUUUUCAGGAGAGAAAAAAAAUCUGGCCACGUUGAUUCUCGGCGAGAGAGCGACUUCUCGAGAUUGUAAUUAACAUCUCCAAGGAAACCAAAAAAAACCCCUGAGGCAUCGGCAUUAAUAAGGGCAGUAGCCAAACAUGAGUGUAUUACCACCUGUCAGAAGAGAUCGAAUCAUACCGGAUCUCCCUUCGUGUUUCACAAAAGAAGCUGCUCUCCAUACCAAGGCCACAUUUAAUCCCAGAGUGAGACGUGCCUGUCAGGACGACCGGACAGGAACAGUUGGGUUGAAGAUUUCCAAGAUUAUCGUGGUUGGAGACUUGUCAGUUGGAAAAACAUGUUUAAUCAAUCGAUUUUGCAAGGACACAUUUGACAAGAAUUACAAAGCGACUAUUGGGGUGGAUUUUGAGAUGGAGCGGUUUGAAGUGUUGGGAGUUCCCUUCAGUUUACAGCUAUGGGACACGGCAGGACAAGAAAGAUUCAAGUGUAUUGCAUCCACGUACUACAGAGGUGCACAAGCAAUAAUAAUUGUGUUUGAUGUCAAUGACAUAGCAUCAUUGGAUCAUGUAAAACAAUGGUUAAGAGAUGCUCUUAAAGAAAAUGACCCUACAUCUGUCCUAUUGUUCUUAGUUGGGACAAAGAAAGACCUUAGCUCAGCUGCCCAGUAUAAUUUGAUAGAGAAAGAUGCCAUCAAAAUUGCCAAGGAAAUAAAAGCUGAAUACUGGGCAGUGUCCUCUCUCACAGGAGAGAAUGUAAAUGAGUUCUUCUUCAGGGUUGCAUCAUUGACCUUUGAAGCUAAUGUAUUGGCUGAGCUAGAAAAGACUGGCCCCAGGAAAAUUGGGGAUGUUGUUCGUAUCAACAACAAUGACACAAACCUGUUUAAAAAUGCAAAGAAAUCCAAGCCUAAUUGCUGUCAAUGACAGAGAGCACACUGCCAGUCUAACAGGUUACAUGUAUGUUGCACUGUAUUCAUUUUUAACCAAAGUUUUGUCACGCCAACAAAAUGUCACCAGCCACUUCCCAAUUGCCUUUAUAAUGCAAAUCAAUGUUAGGAGAUGAAAGAAUAACGCCAUUCAGGAGAAAUGUCCAGCAAGGAACCCUGUCCAUUUGAAAAUAUUGCUGUCAAGCCUUUGCCACAUAUGUUAAUCCUGCAACAUGUCAUAAUCAUCAGUGGAAAUAAAACAUAACACUCCCAUGAACUGCAGCUCACUUGGAUGGUCAGUUGCAUUGAACUCUGUUAUAACCAGGAAGAAAACCAUUGUUGGAGAUUUUGUGCCUUGCACUGUUGACUUAGACCUAAAAAUAUCACUUCUCCAGGACAAACAUAAAAAGCAAGGGUCUGGGAUGGAAAACGCAACAAGGUACCCACUAAAAUUCCUCUUGGGGAAUUUUCCUCAUUUUAUAUACAGUGCAAAACAAGAGGUGGAAAACUAGGCUUUGAGUGUCACAGAUUCUUAAAUGAGCUCAUUCAAUUGAUAUCCAUUUACAACAUUGGAAAGAAAAUUGGAUGAUCUCCCUUACAGGCUGAUUUUCCUGCAUUUGUCUCAACUGAGUAAUCCGUAGCCCCAAGUUCAGGACCUGGGAAAAUACUGUUUUUGACGGUAUGCAAAGACUCCACAAGGUUACAUAAAGCAACACAUAUCAACAGUACUGUAUACCCAAUUGUAUAGCUGAACCAAAGCUUUGUCAUGUUUGUAUGUACUCAGUGCUAAUUGAAGAACUGCAGAGAUGGAGUGUUCAAGUAUUAAGGAGAGACAUUGUUUGCAUGUAUUUCAACACCAGAAUCAUUAAUCCUGCCAGCAAUGCAAGUUUACAUACAAAUGUAAUUAUUGUGUCUAUAAUUUUGAAAUGACUCAGCUGCAUCAUUAUCAACAUAAAAUACAAGGUAUUUCCUUCCUCUGUCCUAAGUUCUAUCCUUUUAUGACACCUGACUUGCAGAUUCAGUCCAGGUAUAAAGGGAACCAGAUAGUGACACCGCUGUUUGCUGGUUUCCAGUGGACAAAAGGAAUAUUUAACCUGUGCCAGCAACCAGACGAAACUUAGUUACACAGGUAGAGACCAACAUUAUGGGUCACUGCCCCUUGACAAAGCCCCAGGAAUUUUGGGACUCUUCCAAAGCAGGCCCAGAUGCAAAGGCAUUCUGACCCUUCCAACAUAUUUUCUUGCUCCCAUAAGAACCAGAUAUCCAUCGGAGAUGUCCUGAUGAAAAAGUCCUUAAGACUUUGUGAGCAGUUGCCUUUCGAUUUAGUGUAUUGUGUCUGUGCCAGCUCAGGAAUGACUGUUCAAACUCUCCAACUCAGUUCUUAUCAUGCUGCCAAUUACUUAUCAAACUUUUUACUAAGGGAUAUUCAUCCUUCAUAUUCACUCUGUCCAGUCCCUCAUAAUUUUGUACAUCUCAAUUAAAUCUCCCACCAGCCUCCUCUGUUCCACAGAAAAGAACUCUAGCCUAUCCAUUUUUUCCGAAUAGCUAAAAUUCCUUAUUCCUGACAACAGGCUUAACAUUCACCCCUGUCCCUUUCAGUGUGAUCCUGUUUAAUACAAUAAACAGAACUCUGUGUAGUACUCAGUGUUCCCCAGUUAAUUUUGUAUACUCUCAAGAAGCUUGCUACCAUCCAGGAAAAAGCAGCUUGCCUGUUUGGCAUUCCAUCUACCACCUUAAAUACUCAGUCCUACCACUCUGAUGUGCAUUAGCUAUGGUGUGUACUGUCCAGUUGAUGGACGACAGCAAUCCUUCAAGACUCAUUUGACAGCAACAUCCAAACGUGUAACCUCUGCCAUCUACAAGGACAAGCUGGUACACGUGAACACCAUCAACUGAAACCAUACACCAUCUUGAUUUAGAAGUACAACAGCGUUCCUUCACACUUUCUGGACCAACAUCCUGGUACCCUCUCCCUAACAGCAUUGCAAGUGAAUGUACCUCCACUACUUGGACUGAAGAGGUUCAAGAAAGUGCAUCACUGCCAUCUUCUCAAGGGGACCAGGGAUGGACAAUAACUGCUAUCUUGCCAGUGAUGCUUGAUACUGCACUUAAAGAGUAAAGUGCUGACAUAAACCAUCCUCCCUUCUUUCACCUCAUCUUCGAAAAUGGAAAGUGGUGUUUCAGCAAACAACUUGGUAACUUCUAAGGUGCUGAGUUCGACUAAAUUUUAAAUUGUCCAUGCAAUGUUGCAGCCUGACAAUAGAAACUGUAGAGGUUACAAUUUUUUUGAAGAGGAUAAACAAAAUAAUUCAUAUUUAUAAAAGGGAUAAGUGCAAUUGGUUGAGAAUACUCCAAUACAGUAUUAUUCUUUCUGUACAGGUUGUUUAAAGAUAAUCCAGUUUUACAUGGCCUUAUGAUUUAAUAGACUAGUUCUGCAGCUUGCCAAAUUAUUUAUCCCAAAUUUGAGGACCAGAAUUUAAUGGAAGCAGCAGUGAGCCCAUCCACAGGUAGAGAGCUGGUGAUAAUCUCCCUGUAACUAUUUCAGGGACCCCCUCAUCUCUGCCAGACUCAAUUUAACAUGAGUCAGGCAUUUAACUAGUUGGUGAUGGAGGCCUUGGUGUCUUUGGAGGUAAUUUCCUAUUUCUAAUAGCUGCCUACAAUUAGAUACCGUCAGCUCUCUAUUACUGGCAAUGCCAGUAGGAGUGUGGGCCACUGCCAGUACUACAGUAGGACCCAAGAACAGCAUCAUUUUGGAGCCCUGGAGGAAGGGUAAGUCAGGUGAGAUAACUGGGAUCAGUCAAAGAGACCCUGAUGAGGAGAAAUUUGUGAAUCGGUGGGGUGUCACUUUAAAGUGCAGAAAGGGGACUGACAUUGACAGACUGCUCCCAGUGUGGCUUUCUGUCAGGUAAGUGAGAGCAAAAUUCCCCUCAUGCUCCCUUCCUACCGAACUAAGUUUUUUGAGGAGCUGCUCCUAGUCUUUUCAAGGAUACAGGAUUGCUGACUUGUAGUGAAGAUAAGAAACCUGGGUGUGUCAUUUUACAGACUCCGAUGGCAGAGUCUCCACACAACACCACAGCACACACCAAAAACCUGCACCCCAUUCCUUUGCUGGUUGUGAACAAACAUUUCCCUGUGGACAGGGACUAACUGAGCUUCCCUAUUGUCAGCAUCACUAUCAUUCUAUGUACUGGUGGUAAUGUGACAUUGUUCAAUGGUUUGCUUAUACAUCAAGUUAACAAUUUUGUUCCAUUAUACAUUCUACAUCCUUACUUCUUUGAUUUGCAAUGUAAGUUGAAGCCCAAAUAAUCAAGAGAACCACAACUCACAAAGACUGUCACUUUUAUUUCACUCUUUUGUUUUGAGAUUAUUGAGGCAUGUUUCUGCCUUUUUGGUUGUGAGUUAUUUUGCAAUACCCUGGUACCAUAAAAGGUGCUAUGUAGAUGCCAGCAUUUUAUUUCUUUGUUUGUAUUUUAACCCCUUUGCUUUAUGUGACUGCUGCAAUGAUCUUUUCCCAAACAGCCUAAGUUUUUGUGGCCUCCCAGCCAGUAUUCCUUACUCACCCAAAUUAGUGGUCAUGUUUGUCUGGAUGAUAGAUACUUAAAACGCCCUUUGUGAGAUCUUAAAUUCAUUUGAAUGCUUUGAAGUCAGAAAAAGAAAGGGCUCUUCUAUCUGACUUCUAGACAAACAGAGCAAGCUUUCUUGGAUGAUAUAUUGUGAAAACGUUAAAAGAAAUUUAAUGGCGCUCAAACUUCCUUGAUUUAUAAUAAAAGUUUAUUCAAAA
Molecule: messenger RNA, 4905 nt
Organism: Chiloscyllium plagiosum (whitespotted bambooshark)
Lineage: Eukaryota; Metazoa; Chordata; Chondrichthyes; Orectolobiformes; Hemiscylliidae
Product: ras-related protein Rab-34
Molecular function (GO): GTP binding; GTPase activity
Source: RefSeq, a predicted model, not a curated record